Molecule: messenger RNA, 2974 nt
Organism: Galendromus occidentalis (western predatory mite)
Lineage: Eukaryota; Metazoa; Arthropoda; Arachnida; Mesostigmata; Phytoseiidae
Product: dentin sialophosphoprotein-like
Exons: 8
Coding region: 1-2886 (961 amino acids)
Source: RefSeq, a predicted model, not a curated record
AUGCGACCCGUCAAAAUUUUCGGCCUCGUGACAUUUGAUCAAUUGCCGUACAGCAAUGAUCGUUUUACUGCUUGGGUGCAAGUGAAGGAAGGCUCAUUCUACCUCUUAUCAGCGAGAGAACUCUUAGAUAGAAAAUUGUACUUGACGGAGGCAACGUUUCCCCAGCUCUGGUUCGAUGUGAAGAACGUCACGAAACGGCUGAAGUUUGAUGAGUAUACGAAAGACCUGCUCGAGAGGAGUCUAUCCGAUGCCCUGAGUCGGAAGCUGAGAGAGUUCAUGUAUCUUUACAAAAUACGUAUCGAGAACGAGCUCCGCUUCCUGACUGUGAGAGAGGAAGCGUUCUUCAAGGAAUUCGAGAUGGCACACCAUUCGGAUAACACACCGAGCCACAAGAACCUUGGACUCAAACAUGAAGGCAGAGGUGAUGCUGGGCCGGAAGACACUCAGAGGAACGCCACCGUCUCGAGCACGAAUGAAACGACUUCCGAGAGUUGGCCAUCGACCGAGCCCGAAAUGGGAGUUUCUAUCUCCGGAAGUGAUUCAAACAGCACUACACAAGGCAUGAUUGGAACGACGAACAGUCCGGGCACCACCGAUGACACGUCAGACAGCAGUGAGAGGGCUGAAACGAGAACCCCUCAGGAGGACUCGAGAACCACUGAGGUAGACCUGGGCGACAAGGGGAAUGAUCCGGGAACUCAGGAGGAGGACUCUGGAGGAGCCGGCGAAGAUUCUGAGAGCCUGAAGCAAUACUCCGAAGAUGACGCAGAGGACGACUCCGACGAAGACCUGGAGAAUCCUCAGAAAGACCCGGAGGGCGCAAAUGAAGGAAGGGAAGCCGCGGGCAGACCUAGAAGGAAUCGCAAAAGUCCAAGAAAUAAGGACGGGAGAGAACCCAGAGCAGAGGGGAGCAAGACAACUGUUCCGAGGGAUUCUAGAAAAGCCCCACGACGAGAGAGCUCGCGGACAGGGGCCGAGAAAGGUAAAGGAGGUUCUCGGAGGCGACCCGGACAGUCCGAAAAGAGCAAGAGAGAUCCGGGGAGCCGCGGGAAACAGUCUGAGGAAGCUCUCGUAAACUCUGAGAGAGAGCCUGAAUUCGCCCCAAAAGAGAAUCUCGCCUUCCGAGGGGACCCCGAACUCUCUGAAAAAUAUUCCGGAACCGCUCGGAACAAUCUUGGUGGUAACAAGACCGGGAGCGGGGCCUCUCAGAACGAACUCGAACGUUCUGAAAAUAAUUCUGGAAUUUCUCGAAAAGAUCGGGCGCGUUCGGGAAUCGACGAUAGAGAUUCGGAGCGUCCCGGAAACGCCCCGAAGGAUUCGGAACGUACCGACAGUGACCUGGAGGAGAAUCCGGAUGACCUUCAGGGGGACUCAGGACGCCCUGAUGAGAAUAUCGGAGGUUCUAGGAAGGAUCUUGCGGGGGAGAAGGGUGGCCGAGCACCGGACGGUGAUGACGACGACAGAGCAGAUGCAGACAUCGACUCCAAGAAUGUCGAAGAGGAGGCGAAAGGCAUCAAGAGAUAUGACGAGGGCGCCGUUCCUGGCUCGUCGAAAAAUGGAAGCGAGUCAGAACGCUCAGAGAAGGUUCCGGGGGACAAGGAGGAGGAUAAAAGCAAGGCGGGAGAAAACUCGCAAGGAGAAACAGGCACGGUCAAGCAAGACUUGGGGAAUUCGACGGAAAUCGCGGAAAGCUCUGCUGGAAUACCAGAAAACACGUCCACAUACUCGAGCGUUGGCGGAGCUUCGGAGACAUCCAACUCUACCGGACCUCCGAAUAGCGGUACAACGAGCAACCCCGGAGAUCCGGUUGGGAAUGGAACGAUUGCCCCAACGCCAUCGGAGGGUCAAUCCGUCGGUCCCGGUGCGGAUUCUAUGGGAGAACUCGGAAUGGUUUCCACUGAUAGGAGCUCCACAGACACGGGUACAGAGAAUACGACGGAAGCUCCCAGCAACGGUACGCCGCCGUCGGUCGCUGCGGAUAAUCUGCCUUCGACGGGAACUAUGAGUCAAGUCCUCGUCGACUCUGGACCAGCGACAGAUGGAGCCUCCAAAAACGGUAUUCUCAUGACCGAUAACGACGUGGUAACCCCACCGACACUCAAUGGAAGAAGCUUGAGCUUCGGGGCUACGCUGUGCACCGUCAUGCAAGAUUCGAGCAAGAAGCGAUCGGGAAUCACUUGUUUGAAACUUGUACUGACGGUAGUGAACGCCGUCGUGCUAUUAUGCGAGAUAGUCCUCGUCGGUUCCGUCAUCUAUUUGACCGCAAGUGAAAAAACCACCUUGGUGGACAGUUUCGGUCAGAACACCUACGAGAUCUCCUUCGGAGCGGUGAUCGGUGUCGGUGUCAUGGUCAUUCUGAUCACUCUUCUAGGCGCUGUAGGUGCAAUCAAUGAGAACGCUUUUCUUCUGAAAAUCUACUCCACGCUGAUGCUCAUCUUUCUGAUUGGCGAAGUUGGAACGUUGGCAUACACUGCCACACAAAUCGAAGCGACGUCGAAAUACACAGAGAUGGCCCUCUAUGAAAGUCUGAAAGUCUACAACAGCAGCAAGGUCGUGACCCGAGCGUGGGACGUGUUUCAGAGAAAAAAUGAAUGUUGCGGCAUGCGACCGUCGUCAAAUUCUAUGGUAGCGCCGCACCUGGCGUUCGCUCGGGCGAACAUGACUUCUCUGGUGCCCGAAUCGUGCUGUCUCCCCGACCUUCCGAAGAUAAAUAUGCAGAAGUGUCUGGGGGGCUCCCGGAACUUCAUUCACAAAGCCGACUGUUACGUGGUCUUGAAGGAGCGUUUAUCGCAAAGUUACUCUGUGAUUGCGGGAAUCGGCGCCGUAAAAAUCGUCAUCACGGCUAGCGCCUUAAUCCUGUCCGUGGUUGUUCUCUUGUCUGUUUAAAAAGGCGGCGGAAGUAAAUCAAUUGGAGUAGUCGGCUCCGAUGGCCUCCGAUACCGUCGAUCGAGUUCGUGAGGAGUGCGGGAAAAGA